This is a messenger RNA of Eremomyces bilateralis CBS 781.70, 894 nucleotides long. RefSeq lists its product as uncharacterized. The transcript is spliced from 2 exons. The annotation marks the transcript as partial. The record is from RefSeq and is a predicted model, not a curated record. Lineage: Eukaryota; Fungi; Ascomycota; Dothideomycetes; Eremomycetales; Eremomycetaceae.
AUGGCAUCCUCUGAUGUUGACCAAAGGUAUCUCGGCCAACUCGCGGCGCUAUCUCAGUCCCAUGCGCUCCUCUCCUCGUCCCUCUACCAAAUCCUCGGUCUCUCCGUUCUCCUUUCUCGGCGAUUGUUCCGCGCCCGGAAGUUGCGUCGCUUGGACACAUCUCGAGACACCAAGAGCUUGAACCUUUACCAUCACAUUUUGUGGUUAAGCCGCGAAGGUCUUGCAACCCUCGAGGUCGGCGUACUCCCGUACGUCGAGCGUGCAGAUCAUAGUGCGGAAUUACGCGUCCUAGCAGCAAAGCUACGCGCAAGCUUCUACCAUAUCUUUUGCCUCUUCCAUAACAAUCCACCAGUGACAUCAAUUGGCCCGACUCAGGACAACUCUCCCAACAAUGGUCAAGGGCGCACGAAGUUGCGAGACCCAAUCCCGAGCAUCACGUCGGAAGCCUCGUAUAUCACCAAUCCAUACUCCAAUAUUACUCCCCUACGCCCCGAGAACACGGGUCUGGUUCCGACUCCAACUUCGGGUGCGGGGCCAAGCUCAGUAGCUCGAACUCAAUUGCCACCAGGGCUACCACCGGGAUUUUCACCGCUUCCUCCACAUCCUAGCUCGUUCAUCCUUCCAGCUCUGAACUACAUACCGACCACAACAUCGCUAUUCGCACAUGCGACGAGUCUAUCCACAACUCUCCUUCCCGGCUCCCAUCCCCUUCGACUUUCGGUCGCGUUGGAGCAUUCCGCGUUCUUGUGGGAUGUCGCCCAUGAUUAUGAUGGGGCCAAGCGACUCGCACGAGGAGCGGUUAGGGAGGUAUAUCGCGCCGACGAAGGGUUGACGGACACCGAGUUUGAGGUUGUUGCAGGGUUGGUCGGCUUACUCGGCGGCGUGAUGAGACGA